Messenger RNA from Thlaspi arvense, 1432 nucleotides. The record is from the annotation of a GenBank genome assembly. Lineage: Eukaryota; Viridiplantae; Streptophyta; Magnoliopsida; Brassicales; Brassicaceae.
CGAUAUUUACACAAUAUACUAAUUAAACAUCAUAUUAGUUAGCCUAGUAAUCAACUGUGAACAUAGUAAUCUAAUAGUUAUCUACUAAAAUCGCAUCAAAUAAUUUAUAAAAACAAAAAGUCAUAAUUUUCAUACAUAACAUAUAUCAAAUUAAUUUUUAAUUAUUUAUUUUACUUUUUUAUUUAAUCAUUAUCUGAGAGUUAAAUUAAAAUCACCAUUUGAAUGUCUAUAAACUAUCAAACAGAGAAAAUAUGUGAACUACAGUUUUUAGAUUGGUCUUCUUAAUUUAUUUUUAUUUAUAUUCUAGUGGACCGCAGAUAGGACUAGGAAGAGAUAGAAAACUCCACACCACACAUAUCACGAGGCCGUGGGACAAGUUUCUGUGAUUGAAACAGAAACCAAAAACAUGAACAACAAACAACAAACCAUCUUCAAACACAGUACACCAUGGCUUCUGCAACUUCCACCUAUGCUCAAACGUCCUGCAUUUUCUUUCCCAAAAUCCAAAACGGCACGCAGUUCAAGAACGAAAUGAGAGCAUUUAGAAUGAUAACAAGAAGAAGAGUGAUGCAUAUUCACUCGUCACAAGACUCACCAAAACCACCAAAACCAUCGCCUGGAGUAGACACAAGGAUCCACUGGGAAAACCCGGACGAAGGCUGGAUAGGUGGUGGAUCCGACCCGACCAAAUCCGUUGAGGAGGAGAGAAAUAGUAUUUUUAGCGACGACAAGUUUGCAGAACUAAUCAAAGACUCUUUUGAUUCUCAUUACCAAUUCUUAGGUGUUUCAACGGAUGCUGAUCUAGAAGAGAUAAAAUCUGCGUACCGGAGAUUAUCAAAAGAAUAUCAUCCAGACACAACUUCAUUACCGCUUAAAACAGCUUCAGACAAGUUUAUGAAACUGAGAGAAGUGUACGAUGUUUUGAGCGAUGAAGAGACCAGGAGAUUCUAUGACUGGACAUUGGCUCAAGAGGUAGCGAGUCGUCAAGCUGAGAAAAUGAGAAUGAAGCUCGAGGAUCCGAAAGAGCAAGAGUUUCGGAACUAUGAAUCUAUACCCGAUAUGGUUGAUCGGUUAGGUGGAAGAAACAUGGAGCUUAGUGAUCAAGCCAUGACUGCUCUUACAUUCGAUGUUUUGAUUAUAGUAUUUGCGAUUUGUUGUAUAGUUUAUGUGAUUGUCUUUAAAGAUCCUUAUUACUAGAAAAGGAGCUAUAUACAUGGAAGAUUAUAUUCAUAGAAAUAUGUAUACGUGGAGGAUUAUUAACAUCUAUAGGUUAUAACAUAAUCUGAAUUAAACGAGUGACAGCUAGAUUCGGUGACAUAUUUUUGAAAGAUUCAAUGUAACAGAAAUUGUGUUACAGGGGACUCCAUAUUGUUGCAUAUAUCUCUAAGAACUGUAUAUUGUUUGAUUUUAAAAGUUUAAAAAAAUUAUUGAA